This is a messenger RNA of Linum tenue, 1527 nucleotides long. The record is from the annotation of a GenBank genome assembly. Lineage: Eukaryota; Viridiplantae; Streptophyta; Magnoliopsida; Malpighiales; Linaceae.
UUAUCUUCUUCCCAAGCUCCAUUUUUUCGCCUGGGUACUUGCUUUCUUUUCCUUGGCAAACAAAAAAAAAAAAAAUGGCGUCCGCCUUCUCCUUCCAAGUGGCUCAGACCUCUCGCCCCCUACUUCCGGGUGGCCAGGGUAAAAGUGCCUUCAAUUUGAACAGCAGCAGCAGCAGCCCGCGAGCAGUUUCUGCCAUCCCAAGUGCCCGGUUGGGUUAUACUGUGAAUGUAACUUCUAGCUUUGCUGGGAAAUCAUUUGCAUCGGCUUUCCCCAUCCUGCGCCUUACUUCAGCUCCAUCCAUCAAGCACAGAAGGAUGGCUUGUGUCAAUGCUGCAGCCAAUGAUGUUGAUCUGCAAGCAAAAGUGACACACAAAUGCUUCUUUGAUGUUGAAGUCGGGGGUGAGCGACUGGGUAGGAUUGUGAUGGGUCUUUUUGGAGAUGAUGUUCCGAAAACUGCUGAAAACUUCCGGGUCUUGUGUACAGAUCAACUUUAUGCAUAUGCAGGAGAGAAAGGAUUUGGCUACAAGGGGUGCUCAUUUCACCGGAUUAUUAAGGACUUCAUGAUUCAAGGAGGUGACUUCACAGCUGGAAAUGUUGUUGGAGCAGCUUGUGUGCAAUCUAAUGUUAUUUUUCCCGCCGUUUCUCCAGUGAAACAUGUUGGACCUGGAGUAUUGAGCAUGGCUAAUGCAGGUCCUAACACCAAUGGAAGCCAAUUUUUCAUUUGCACUGUGAAGACUCCUUGGUUGGACAACCGCCAUGUGGUGUUUGGAAAUGUCAUCGAUGGAAUGGACAUAGUAAGGAAACUUGAAGCUGUCGAGACCAGCCGGGCGGAUAGCCCUAGGAUGCCCUGCAGAAUCGUUGAUUGUGGGGAGCUGCCAUUGGAAUGAUGAUUUUAUUAAGCUUAUGGAUGUUUCUAAGCCCCUGAGUUCAGUUUCAUGCCUCAGUUUUCUUCUGCAAGAUCUCAUUUUUGUAAUGCUUUCAAUCGGCGCCUAGUGGUUCAAAGUAGUUCGAGUUGAACUCUAUCUGUACUUUGUUUUUGGCUGGUUCAAUAUUGUAACUCUUGUAUUCCAUUAAAAGAUUCGGAGAGUUACAUAAUAAUUAUAAAGGUGACUUUGGCAUCCAUUUUUUAUUCUAUUAGUCACUAUCUUAAAAUAACAGCAGCAGGAUUUGCAUCUGUGUUUGGUUUGAAGAAUGGCAGCAGGGAAUUCUAAGCCAGGACCAGGGUCUCGACCGAAGUGGACUGGAUGACUUGCUCUUGCUGUUGUGUUUCAUCUGCCCAGAUUUCAGACGGCUUGCAGAGGAUUCGUGUAGUGGAGCUGGGAGGUUUAGCUUCAGCAGUAGCAGCGAGAAGAGGAGAAGGGUUAAGGGUUUCAAAGCAAAUGACGCCAUCAAAGCAGUCUUCCAGUCCCAACCUCUUGAGAGCCUCAGCAGUGUGUGCCUCAUCAGAAUUAGUGAAGAUCUGGAAAGACACAUACACAUGAAAGAGGUCAGUUUUGUUUAUUCAAUGUUAUUAGGACUGCGGCUGAC